AGAUACCGUUCAGUUCCCCCUGGACAGCUGGAUGAAGGUUGCCUUGCCAGAAGCCACAGCAAACAACUACGGAAUUGCCCUAAAACUUGAGUGCCAGGCAGUCAAAUCCACCAGCACCUUGUGAAAAAUUCUAUUGACACAAGAAUCUUAAUUGUUGGUUGUGGCUUCAUUGAUGCAAGCAAUGUGGAAAUCACCGAGAAGUAGAAGUCCCGAACAGCUCCAAACCUGCCGGUUGCUAUGGAGUUUCCUUUUACUAUUAAUUAUUCCACUUACAGAAACAUGGAAACAGAAUCUGCCCAGACUCAAGCUUUCUCAUAAAGGGUAGCUCACACUGCCUCCAUAUGUUAUGCAGAUGUAGAGGGGAGAUUGAUUUGCUGGUCUCCAACAGCUGCAUUCCAUUCCUAGGGUCUGCUGAGGGCUUCGAUUUCCAGACCAUGCUGCUUGAUGAGGAGAGAGGGAAACUGCUACUGGGAGCCAAGGAUCACAUCUUCCUACUUAGCUUGGAUGAUCUGAACAAAAAUAUCAGGAAGAUUCACUGGCCUGGAACCAAAGAAAGAGUUGAAAUGUGUAAAUUGACAGGAAAACAUCCCUUUAGAGAGUGUGCAAAUUUCAUCAGGGUCCUUCAUAAUUAUAACAAGACCCACGCGUAUGUCUGUGGGACUGGAGCCUUCCACCCAACGUGUGGCUUUAUUGAGCUGGGACCCCGGGCAGAGGAGCCAGUGUUUCAACUGGAUUUACAUGGUCUUGAGUCUGGAAGAUUGAAAUGUCCCUUUGAUCCUCAGCAACCUUUUGCUUCAGUGUUAACAGGAGAAUACCUUUACGCUGGUACAGCUUCCGACUUUCAUGGCAGAGAUACUGCUUUCACCCGCUCCCUCGGGCCACCUUCCAACCGGCAUUACAUUCGAACAGACCUCUCUGAGCAUUACUGGCUCAAUGAAGCAAAGUUUAUCAGAGCAUUUUCCAUUCCGGACACCUACAAUACAGAUGAUGAUAAGAUAUAUUUUUUCUUUCGGGAAGCAACAGAGGACAGCAGCACCUCUGACAAGUCCAUUUUUUCUCGGGUUGCACGGGUUUGUAAGAAUGAUGUCGGUGGACAGCACAGCCUCAUCAACAAGUGGACCACUUUCCUUAAAUCUCGUCUGGUGUGUUCUGUCCCAGGUCCCGAUGGGGUUGACACCUAUUUCGAUGAACUGCAGGAUGUGUUUCUGCUCCACACAAAAGAUGAAAGGAACCCCGUUGUUUAUGGAGUCUUCACUACAACCAGUUCAAUAUUUAAAGGCUCUGCAGUGUGUGUGUACAGUAUGGCUGACAUUCGAGCUUCUUUUAAUGGACCAUACGCUCACAAGGAAGGUCCUGACCAUCGCUGGGUGGAGUAUGAUGGACGAAUCCCUUACCCACGACCUGGAACAUGCCCUAGUAAAACUUACGAUCCUUUGAUAAAGUCCACCAAGGAUUUCCCUGAUGAAGUGAUCAGUUUUAUACGGUAUCACCCGGUGAUGUACAAGGCUGUGCACCCAAUGACAGCACGGCCAGUGUUUACCAGGAUCAAUGUGGAUUACCGACUAACGCAGAUUGUGGUGGACCAUGUGAUUGCGGAGGAUGGGCAGUACGAUGUAAUGUUUCUCGGGACAGACAUUGGAACAGUCUUAAAGGUGGUGAGUGUCACAAAAGAAAAUUGGAUCACUGAAGAAGUCGUCCUGGAGGAGCUCCAAGUGUUUAAGGGUCCUUCUCCAAUAUUAAAUAUGGAAAUAUCUUCAAAACAGCAGCAACUGUACAUCGGCUCGAGAGACGGGCUGGUCCAGCUCUGGCUUCAUCGCUGUGACAUCUAUGGCAAGGCUUGUGCUGAAUGCUGCUUAGCCAGAGACCCCUACUGUGCCUGGGAUGGAACUUCAUGUUCUCGCUAUGCACCAGCAUCAAAAAGGCGGACUAGACGCCAAGAUGUGAAGCAUGGGGACCCAAUAAGUCAGUGUUGGGAUCUGGAAGAAAGUAUGAGCAAUGAAGCUGAAGAGAAGCUGAUUUUUGGCAUUGAAUUUAACUCUACUUUCCUGGAAUGCAUCCCCAAAUCCCAGCAAGCAUCCAUACAGUGGUUUGUACUGCGAUCCCGGGAUGAACAUCGUGAGGAGAUAAAAACUGAUGAAAGGAUCAUCAAAACAGAUCACGGCCUUCUGAUUCGUAGUGUGCAAAGAAAAGACGCUGGCCUUUACUACUGCAAAGCUCAAGAGCAAACAUUUACUCACACAAUCAUUAAACUAAAUUUGAAAGUGAUAGAGAACGAACAGAUGGAGAAUGCACAGAAGGCUGAGGAUGAGGAGGGGAAAAGCAGGGAUUUUGCCUCGGAGUCUCGGCUGAGAUACAAGGAUUAUGUGCAGCUGUUGAGCAGUGCCAGCUUCACAGUGGAUGACUACUGCGAGCAGCUGUGGUACCGGGAGAAACGGAGACAGAGGAACAGAGGAGCUGGAAAGUGGAAGCAUGUGCAGGAGAUGAAGAAGAAUCGAAAUCGCCGGCACCACGAGUAGGCUAAUGGUUUGGAGGUAAAACUAAAUCCUGUGGCUUUAAAUUCUAAGGAGACAACAAAGGCUUCAUUGAGUGCUGUUGUACUGUUAUUGCUGUUCCACCUUACAAUGAAAAAGGACUUGCAUUUCCCUGUGAUGAACUCAGCAACAUCAAAACCAAGACAGGGACCUCUUGGUCUGAAACAUUAGUCUUCUUUAUUACAAGGUAUUUACAGCACAGAACCUAUCCAUUUGGCCCAAUAUGCCAUUGUUUAUGCUCCACUAAGCUUCCUCCUACCUUUGCUUCAUCUCACCCCAUCAGUAUUCAAACCUUAACAAAAAAAUUCCUCUUGCUUUGUGAAGAAAAUGCAGCAGUAAGCGAUUUGUCAAUUUUAUCACUAUCGUUCUGCUCUGACACAUCCAUGAUAUUGUUUACAUCACAGAUGAGACAUUUAUAAAUUGCUGUAACCAUUAAGAUUGAACAUUUGUCUUCAGUUGGUGGCUAAAAUAUUGAGAUGGAUUUUCGCUGUAAACUUUGAGGAUCUUUCCAUUACCUGCCACUAUCGACCGACUGCAUAAAUUCGACAGGAACCUGUUUCCAGGAUACUGAAAUUCCAGUUCAAAAUACAGAUAUUCCUGAACUAGUUACAUCCUUUUUCUUAUCAAUUAAUGGAACACCACAAAUGUACUUUUUAUUACUGUAAAUCAUAAAUUGUAUUUAGGCAUGAGAAUUGAUGUAAAAUGCUAUGAGAGAAAGAACUUACACGUUUUUGGUGGGAUGGAUUUUACACAACAAUUUUCUCAAUGUUGCAUCAUAAGGAACAAUUGCUCUUUUUUGACAUGUACAAAAUUUGAUGGUGUUUCCAUUAUAUCAGCUAGCAAGAAAAAUGCGUUUUCUUCAUAAUUUAUUGCUGUCAAGGAAUAAAAAAAAUUAAGGGAUGGCAGGUUAGCGGGGAGUUAAGUGUUGCAGCAUGUUAGAGCUGAGCUAUGUAGUGGCAGCUUUCAGACUUGUGUUAGUCAUUCCCCCCAUGGUGAAUUUCCCCAUCAGGCCAUCAUGCAGUGUUGAUGGGUAGAUAUUGACGGCUACAUUAGGAGAGGGAGGAAAGGAAAUGUAGAGGGAAGAAUGAACCCCCCUCCUGUUGUUAUGUAUCUCCUCAUAACAGUUACAGAGAAGGUUUGGAAGAUUUUGAGCCUGUCUCUUGGGCAAGGGUGAGGGAACCAAAAGAGAAAAACACAAGAAAAUAGAUAACUUGGAAAAAGUAAAGCUUGUAAAUUACCAAUAAUCUAAUUCCACAUCCCAAUCAUUCUUUGUCAUCCUGUUAGCUUUAUUUACUUUUCUAUUCGGUUCUGCUUUUCUACCAAUUUCUAAUACUAGAGAAUAUAAUGGGCAUAGCAAAUGCGUUGAAAGGAUAUUUUAUGCAAAAAAAAUCUCAUUACACCUAUUAUCAGUUUUAGCAUAUGAUUCAUAUAUUGUUGAAUCUUAAGUGAAAGAAUUUUGGAACAUACAUUGCUGUAAAAAAUUAUUAUAUUCCUUUACUUAAUCUUUAGUUUAUACUUGUGUUGUAUCAAAUUAGUUGAACAUUAUUAGGGACUUUUUUAUUGUUAUGGGUUAAGGUUUUAUUGUAAAGCCACUUCCAGAGUAAUGGUGUUUAGAAAUUGUUUUUUGAUAGUAGGCUAGUCCUUAAUUCUGGUUGGGGAAGCUUUAAAGCAUUUCUUUUGCCAGCCUAUCGGUUGCAUUUGUGAGUAUCAGAGUUCAUGUCACUCAAUCCUGGCUCCCUGAAUUGGGAAAAUGUUAUCAGUUCUUGAGCAGGCUAUUGAAUGGAACACAGAGUGAUCCUGAAGUGUCUGGGAAGCAGGAAGGGACAUCCUCCAGCCUGCUCCAGUCCAGCCAAGGAGGGACCCUCAGAGAGAUGAACCAUAACCUUCAGAUUCCCACUCCUCUUUCACCUGGAAUUUGUCCAUUAUGCUCAAAUAUUCUCUCAAUUUUGAAAUGUUAUGGCUUAAUCUUAUUAUUCAAUCCUUGAAUAACAACACAAAUUCCAAGGUUUUAAGGGAGACAGUAUCUCUCAUAUAAAGCAUAAAAUAGCACAAUAUUCUUAAUUAAGGCAAACAUGUAGUUAAUAUUUUUCAAAACUUAAUUGAAAGGAUGAAAUGCAAGUUGGAAAAAAGGGUGAAUGCCUGUGUCAUUGAGUCAGUUACCCGAGGAGAAUACAGGAACUACAUGGUAACAUAUGUACUGCAAGUGAUUUGUCCUGUGGUGACCACUGUCUUUUGUAAAUCCGUUUAUAUUAGAAAAUGACCAUGAAGAAGUUCCAUCCUUCCUAAAACAACCACAUGUAUGGUGACAAGUGAUCAUCAAAAGAAGAAAACUGGAAAAAAUGAGAGGAAUGAGAAAAAUAUCAAUACGUAGUUCCCAUUUAGAGAAAGGGAGGCUUUAAAGGUUAUGAAUUAUUUUGCUUUCAUGUAAAGAUGUUAAAUAUGACAUGUCAUUGUAUUCAUAUAACAGGGAUCAGAAUGUUAAAUGUAUAUUUUGGUAUUAUUUUAAUAAAGUAGACAUCUUGUUAUUUAA
Molecule: messenger RNA, 5061 nt
Organism: Carcharodon carcharias (great white shark)
Lineage: Eukaryota; Metazoa; Chordata; Chondrichthyes; Lamniformes; Lamnidae
Gene: sema3d
Product: sema domain, immunoglobulin domain (Ig), short basic domain, secreted, (semaphorin) 3D
Exons: 19
Coding region: 342-2516 (724 amino acids)
Biological process (GO): semaphorin-plexin signaling pathway; axon guidance; neural crest cell migration
Molecular function (GO): semaphorin receptor binding; chemorepellent activity
Source: RefSeq, a predicted model, not a curated record